Messenger RNA from Mycena citricolor, 4240 nucleotides. Lineage: Eukaryota; Fungi; Basidiomycota; Agaricomycetes; Agaricales; Mycenaceae. The record is from the annotation of a GenBank genome assembly.
GCCGAAGCAGAGUGUCAAUCGUUGAGCUGAGACGAAUCGAUGAGCCCUGCUUCUGUAGUUAAGAGCGGAAACUCUGUCCGGAUAGUUACAUUUAUGAAGUAUUCAGCAUCCUCUGACAGGAGAGCCUAGACCCUCAUCUUACUCUCUGAGCUGCAAUCCGGGCAGGGUCGAGUGGACCACGAUGAUGCUAUAAGUUCCCGUUGCACUCAAAACGCCCAGUCCUUGUCUGACAGAACGACCCCCACGUGAUCGCGCCUGAAUCGCCCUGGCAUCAUCACUGGCAGUUCAACCGCCGCAACCAUGCCAUCUCCAUUCCACACUGCCCUGACACCAUCCAGACGUCGUCCGUCUCGACUGAAGUACGACCAGGCUCGAUCCACGGUCCCACGAUGAUGAGGCAUACAAUCGCUGCCGCUUGGACGGGCUGAUGAAAUGAGACUGAGACACGGAUGUGGUGCCGUAGUAUAACAACACCCAGCACACCCCUCCCAUACUCCUCCUGCCCCGCAGUUGACCCGCAGUAUGUUCGACAAAGUCAUCGGAUCCCUCAUCGUCAGCUCGUGGGCCGACACGGCUCUGUUCGUCAUCGAGAUCAUCUAUGCAUUCCGGUACUUGCACGCAUUCUGGGACGAUACGUGGUACAUCAAGGCUACGGUCUUUCUGUGCCUAGCGGUUGACGCUUUGUCGGUCGCGGGCCAUUAUGCGAGUGUGUACUUGUAUUGCGUUACGCAUUGGGGUAAUCUGCCACUCUUUGUCUGUGAUACUCGUUACCCAUCCUUGCUCCAGGCGACCGCAUAUAUCUACUACGCGAGACCGAUGGAAUCUCGAUCCCAGUACUGGCCCAUCUUCACCUACGUGGUUACGACCGGCGUCUCCGCGGUCGUGGUCGAGCUGUACCUGAUAUACAGAUACUGGAGAGCCUCGCGGAUGUGGUCCACCACCGCACUCUUGCUCUCCUCCACCAUGGCAGCACUCAUUGGAUGCAUCAUCACGACGGCGAUCCUGACCAAGAAUUCAAACUAUGAAGACAGGGACGACAUCAUCAUCCCCGUCACCAUCUGGCUGGUCGCGACCGCCUUUGCCGACGUGGGGAUCGCGACUGUGCUCAUACUCCAACUCAUGUCCAUGCACAAGGGAACCACAUUCACUCACACCAAGAGCACAAUCCGCCGGCUCAUCCGGGACGCUCUCAAAACCGGCACGCUGACCUCGAUUGUCGCGCUCGCCGUCCUCAUCACAUACCUGACCGAUCAGGAAAGCAACGUGACUGUCGGCAUCGGGUUCUGCCUCGGGCGGUUCUACACGCUCACGCUUCUGUACAACCUGCUCUCUAGAAAGGCGGUGAUGGCCGGCGGCCGCAGCCAACGGUAUUCGACCGGCAGUGUCCCUGCUUUGACCAACAGCAUGCUCUCCUCAUCUGGCAUCUUCGUCCAGCGGUCGCAACACGUCAUGGUAGAUGAGCCAGAAAAGAUCCCGAGGUUUUCCGUUAGCAUCCCUCAGGCGCCCGUCACAGUUCCCGACCUGGAAGCAGCGCCACGGCAGCUCGAUGCAGUAGUCGAAACUAGUUAGACAGGCCGUUGUAUGGAUGGAUCGAGUGUUUCGCCCAAAGUAACGCAUCGAAAGCACGGCUGGGGAGUCGUGUGGCUAUUUCAGAGUUUCAUGUAGCUCCGAUGUGAGCAGAGAACCCACAACUCUAUCAACCAUACGGUACAAUGAAAGAAUCGGCUGAAAUAGCUGCUCAGCUUGGUUUCUGAGGCAGCAGCAGCAGCGAAAGCUCACCGUCCACCCCACCCGAUCUCCGCAGUGCGAUGAACUCAUCCGCUGCGCUCCAAAAGUCCAUCCCCGUCAGGCAUCCCUGCUGCCAAUCUCUUUCACACGCAUGCGGCAGAAGGGCAACAACGGCCCGCACGUCCGCGCGGCCGACCGCCACGUCCUCCCCAAGCAAGUCACCCCCCUCCAGCUCCUCCGCCUCUGACUCCAUCGGCCAUAUCAGGACCAGGGCCUCCAGCACGGGACACGUCUUGGAGAUCGCCUCGCAUUCGGAGAGCUCCGGGAAGUGGUCGUUCACGGCGAGAUGCGUGAGCCGGGGGCACAUGCGCGCGAGGACGCGCGUCUCGGCGAGGGGCACCGUCCGGCGGUCGAACAGCUCGAGGUGCGUGAGCGCCCCGAGCACGUGCGUGUGCGUGUGCGUGUGCGUGUGCGUAUUUGCGUCCCACGGCAGAUCGAACGAGCCGCAGUGCAGCUGCUCGAGGUGCGCCAGGCCGGCGAGCAGGGCGCGGUAGCCCGCCGCCGUGUUGCAGCCGAGGUACACGUUGCGCACGGCGGGACACGCCGCCACGACCGGGCCCCAGUCGCGCGCUCUUCGCAGAGGUGGACGAAGAGGUUGCGUGUGUGCCGCAGGUAUCUGGCGCGCGCUGGAUCGCCGGCCAUGGAGAUGGCGACGCCGCGGUUGAGGACGGGCAGACCCUCGAUGUCGCAUUCCGGGUCAUUGACGAUGGUGCGGUAGAGCAAGCCCUGCAGCCUGACCUGAUCGUUAAGCUACUGCGACGUGGAGAGGAGCAGGAAGUGGAAACGGUGCGUGCGACUGACCAGACGUGGAAGCGACGGGCGACGAGUACCAGACGAGGGAUCUCGGAGGGGCAUGCCAGUGCGAGUGUUUUGACGAUCUGGAGCUCGAGCUCGGGAGGUAAGGGCAUGACUGCGGGUGGAUUUUCCAUCCGCGUCCCAGACGUCGGGAUUGAGAUCAGAGACGCACUGAGACCUACUACUACUAGCCGGAAUUGAUCAAGCUGUCUUGAGGGGAACUGCCUCGGAGUUUGAAUUUUGUAAUGGCACGUGGUCUACGUGUUCGCGGUACCCUUGAGACCAACUCCAGGCUAAAAACUGACAUCUGUCUUCGACCUCCUCGCGACGGUGUUCCCUCUGCGCUGGCGACGAUGAACUGUAUCAUACCAGUGGACCCGCAACUCACGCAUGCUACGGCGCAGUGAGACAUGGAUCCGGCUGGCCUGACAGGAUCCGCCGCGGAUGGAAUAUGUGAGACUAAGACAUGGGUUAGGGCGGGUACAUAUAGCAUCCCUCGAUGGGAAAGGGGGUCCUCCACUCCUUGUUCUGCUCCUCAGCCUCUGUUAUGAUCACGCUCGGAGAACUCAUCGGCUCGCUCGUGAUCGGCUCGUGGGCCAACACGGCGCUCUUCGCGAUCGAAGUGAUGUACGCGUGGCGGUACUUCUCGACGUACUGGCACGACCGGUGGCUCUUCAAGGCGACGGUCGCUGUAUGUCUGGCGGUGGACUCUGUAUCCGUGGCGGCUAAUUGCGGUGCUGCGUACUUGUACUGCGUGGCUCAUUGGGGCGACCGAUCAUAUCUGGAAAACGAGUAUUGGCCUAUAUUUCUCUACGUGAUCACAACGGGUGUCACGGCAGUUAUCGUUGAAUUGUAUCUACUGUUCCGAUACUGGAAAGCCGCGCGAUUGUGGUACACGACGAUUCCCUUGUUCUUCACGACUGUCGCAGCGUUCGUCGGAUGCGCUGUGACGACCGGUCUUGUAAUCAAAUACGAUCAGUACGAAGAAAGAGAGUAUCUUGUCAUCCCAGUCACCGUAUGGCUUGUUGCUUCGACCUGCGCCGAUGUCGGGAUAGCCCUGGGUCUUGUGUUCCAGUUGCUGGGGAUGCAGCGGGAAACGGCGUUCGACCGCACCAAAACCGCGAUCCGCCGCCUGAUCCGCGACGCCGUGCAAACCGGCACCGUCACCUCCAUCUUCGCGACGAUCACGCUGAUCACGUACCUCGUCAAGCAGGAGAGCAACGUGACUGUGGGAAUCGGGUUUUGUCUCGGGCGGCUCUACACGCUCACGCUCUUGUAUAAUCUGCUCUCGAGGAAGACCGCGGCAGCGGACAAUAGGGAUGGGACGCAGUCCGGUGCUUCGUGGACCAAACCCGCUGUCUCUGUCACGAUGACCAGCGCCCUUUCCUCCCCCGGAACCUUUGUCCGGCACUCGCAAGUCAUCGCAGUAGAUGAGGCCAAAGCCCCGAAUUAUUUCGUGACAUCAUCUCCUGAUGGCGGCCCAUCAGCCCUGCGAGCGCCAUCCGACGUCGAAUCCGCGCUGGAAACACGGUCUCUCUCUCACCAGUCGGCAUAUAUUGAAGAAAGAGAUCGAGAGGCCGAUUCGCGCUCUAUCUGAUGACGAUGUGUAUUGUAUGUAGGUUACGUAAUGUGAUACCCAGCGCGUGUGAAAGUGGAC